AAACAACUUCCAGCCCUAUAGAUGGCCAGUAUAGCUGACUAAAAGCGUGAAACAAGUUGAAGCUAACAUGUACUUCUAUCUCGGUGCGUUUCUUGCUCUUAGCACUUUGGGAAGUUUCGUGCUUCCGGCUCCGGUACCAGAGACUCAACCUACACUGGAUAUAAAAGACAUGGAGGUCAUGAGAAGCCCAGAAUUUCAGGACGCCGCCGAGAGCGCUUUCAGCUUGAUCACGAAGAUCCUCAGCGAGAUCCCUGCCGUGCACAAAUCGAUUAUUCACACUCCGUCGCUGUCUCUAGACCAGAGUGAUUUGAGCGCACUGCAGUACCUCAAGGAGACCCUGGAUUUACCAGAACCGAGUCCUCUUCAGCCUCUCUCAGACAAGUUCAACCUGGAGAGUUCCUUGAGCCACAUGGUGGAGGGUCUGAAGUUGCACAAGACGCUGCUGAAGGUGAUCGCAGAGCUGCCGCAUUUUCAAUCCAAGAAGCCGAGUGAACUCCAGUAUGACCUGCGCGAUGCGUUGCUGCACCUCCACAAGAUGCAGCAUUUGAUUAAGGCGGUGAAAACACCAGAGAAGGUUUCAGAAAGCCAGCUGAAAGAGGACUUAGCUCAAAGGGUAAAAAGUGAUUACAUGUCCCAGGUGGCAGCACAUCUGACCCUGCUGCAGCUGAGAGGCUUCGCCAAGGACGUCAGCCGCAGCCUCCAGACGCUGAUUAUCUCAGAACAGGAGAAUUAAGAGCCAUGAAUCCGUGGGACCCCUGGACUACAUGACCACAAACCUCCGUUUCUUUUUUUUUUUACUCCAUAUUUGUUCACAUGUUUUAUCAACAUCUGGCAGGACAUGGGCUUUAACAAUGCCAUUAUUUAUUUAUUUGUUUGUUUGUCAAUUUACUGAUGAAUGUAUGCAUCACCCACCCACUAACCCGUUGUGAGAAAGUGAGCAAUUUCACGACAUUACUGGGUUUCUUAUGACUUGUCAUGUGAUAUGUGGGUGAGGAUGAGGAGGAUGAUGUGUUUUAAUCAUCAUCUGUACGCCGCUUACGAUCUACAUUAGGUCGCCUGGGCUGAACUAUUAUAUCAACGUCAAACGAGUAUCCGUGCUAAAGAUAGAUGUAUUUAUGUAUUUAUUUAUUUAUUACUUUAUUUAUUUAUUUUCCUGCAUUUAGAAGAAGGUCUUGUCACAGCCUGUGAUUGUUUUUUUGUUAUUAUAAUAUGGACACGUUUAUAUUAUUACAAUGUAAUAAGUUUUAUUGCCAAAUUCUUGCUAUUGUUUCUUGUUUUUUAGUUUUGUCUUAAAAUAACUCGGCUCGUUAAAAUUCACUUAUACCACUUCAGCGCUGUUAUUUCAGCCAAAGUGAUAUGAACUAAUCGCAGUAAAAAUAUUCACUUUAUCUUUUCUAAUUAAUAUCUAUUGGUGCAGGUGUUUGUUUACAUUGAGACAGUAGCACAUUAGUAGAUUGUUUUAAAGUAGAUUAUUAAAUCCAGCGCAUAACUGUUCAUAACAUCACUUUUACUCCACAUUUAGAUUUCCAUUAUGGUGCAGGUUAAACUUCAGGCAGAGAUCCAAGGACUGCAAAAGGUUUAGUAAAUUCUAGACAGACCAUUUUGCGUGUACUCCAAAGUAUUAAAAGUUGAGAGAUCAUUGAAAGAGCGAGUUCUGACCCACGUUCAGACAAAACCUUUCCUUUAUUUUUUUAUAUUUAAAUAAUUUAUUUUAUUUAUAAUAUGUACUUGUUAAUAUUAUUACUAUUU
This is a messenger RNA of Clarias gariepinus (North African catfish), 1749 nucleotides long. RefSeq lists its product as uncharacterized. The record is from RefSeq and is a predicted model, not a curated record. Gene Ontology annotation, biological process: myeloid cell development; immune response; neutrophil differentiation. The transcript is spliced from 5 exons. NCBI's taxonomy places the organism in Eukaryota, Metazoa, Chordata, Actinopteri, Siluriformes, Clariidae. Gene Ontology annotation, cellular component: extracellular region. Bases 68 to 733 code for a protein of 221 amino acids. Gene Ontology annotation, molecular function: cytokine activity.